CUUGAGGACAAGAGCUGCAGUAAUUAAGUCGUGUGAGUCUUCACACAGCUCUAACUUCUGAUGCUUGUGCAUACUCUGAACUUCUUCAGGAGUGCUGCUGUAAAAGAAAACCAGAGUAUACCCUAUUUUAAUCUUGUGAAGAAUUUAACAUCUGCCUUUCCAAAUGUGCAUAGUAUAUCACAGUUUCAUCAGAAGGCACCAGCUGUGUGCUGUUGUAGUAAAGCACAGAGUGGUCAGAAAUAUGCUGAUCCCUUUAAGCUUGGUUGGAGAGACUUGAAAGGUCUGUAUGAAGACAUUAGAAAGGAACUGUUCAUAUCUACAACAGACCUUAAGGAAAUGGCUGAGUACUAUUUUGAUGGAAAAGGAAAAGCCUUACGACCAAUUAUUGUGGUGCUCAUGGCCCGCGCAUGUAAUAUUCAUUAUAAUAACUCCCGGGAUAUGCAAGCCAGCCAGCGCUCUGUAGCCUUGGUUGCAGAAAUGAUCCACACUGCUAGUCUGGUUCAUGAUGACGUUAUUGAUGAUGCCAGUUCUCGGAGAGGAAAACAUACAGCUAACAAGCUCUGGGGUGAAAAGAAGGCUGUUCUUGCUGGAGAUUUAAUUCUUUCUGCAGCAUCUAUGCUUCUGGCACGGAUUGGAAACAUAGCUGUUACAACUAUUUUAUCCCAAGUUAUUGAAGAUUUGGUGCGUGGUGAAUUUCUUCAGCUAGGAUCAAAAGAAAAUGAGAAUGAAAGAAUUGCUCACUACCUUGAAAAGACCUUCAACAAGACUGCAAGUCUCAUAGCCAACAGUUGUAAAGCAGUAUCUGUUCUAGGUUGCCCUGACCCAGUGGUUCAUGAAAUUGCCUAUCAAUAUGGAAAAAAUGUGGGAAUAGCUUUCCAGCUCAUAGAUGAUGUACUGGACUUCACCUCGUGUUCUGACCAGAUGGGCAAACCAACAUCUGCGGAUCUGAAGCUCGGGUUAGCCACUGGCCCUGUCUUGUUUGCUUGUCAGCAGUUCCCAGAAAUGAACGCUAUGAUAAUGCGACGGUUCAGCUUGCCAGGGGAUGUGGACAGAGCUCGACAGUAUGUGUCAGAGAGUGAUGGUGUGCAACAAACAACCUACCUCGCCCAGCAGUACUGCCAUGAAGCAGUAAGACAGAUCAGUAAACUUCGGCCAUCUCCAGAAAGAGAUGCCCUCAUUCAGCUUUCAGAGAUUGUGCUCACCAGAGAUAAAUGACAGCUCUUCCUGUUCUUUCUGGCAGCUAUACCAGACUGUGCCUAGAGAAUUUUGGGAAACUGCUCCAUGUGCGGAUAACCAAAAAUAAUUUUAAGAAUAAUUUCAAUUUUAUUGAUGGUCAGUUUUUUUAUUGGCAAAAAGGUUUUCUAGGUGUAAUUAAGCCCCUGUCAUUCAUUAUAUUCCUAUAAAUUUUAAUCAAAGUAUCCUUGUGGUUAUAUGUGGUAUUGUUUACAGUGUUACC
Molecule: messenger RNA, 1456 nt
Organism: Jaculus jaculus (lesser Egyptian jerboa)
Lineage: Eukaryota; Metazoa; Chordata; Mammalia; Rodentia; Dipodidae
Gene: Pdss1
Product: decaprenyl diphosphate synthase subunit 1
Exons: 11
Coding region: 61-1215 (384 amino acids)
Biological process (GO): ubiquinone biosynthetic process; isoprenoid biosynthetic process
Cellular component (GO): mitochondrion; transferase complex
Molecular function (GO): prenyltransferase activity
Source: RefSeq, a predicted model, not a curated record